Molecule: messenger RNA, 1845 nt
Organism: Purpureocillium lilacinum
Lineage: Eukaryota; Fungi; Ascomycota; Sordariomycetes; Hypocreales; Ophiocordycipitaceae
Product: woronin body major protein
Biological process (GO): carbohydrate metabolic process; glycosaminoglycan metabolic process
Cellular component (GO): membrane
Molecular function (GO): beta-N-acetylglucosaminidase activity
Source: RefSeq, a predicted model, not a curated record
AUGGGGUCCCUGACGAUCACGGGCAAGAUGCGCUUCCACCUCGCCCUCGGUUUCGCGGCGGCGGCCUCUGCCGUCAAGGUCAAUCCCCUGCCGGCGCCGCAGGAGAUUACCUGGGGCACAUCUGGUCCCAGGAGCGUCGGCUAUCUCGACUAUCGCACCAAUUCGGACCACAAGCCCAACGACAACUCGCGCGUCGUCAAGGAUGCCUGGAACCGCGCGAUUGAGGCGGCCAAAAAGCUUCGCUGGGUACCGCAAGCUACCGAGGCUCCCAUCCCCAAGUUCGACCCCUUCCCCACGGCGGGCAGCGAUGCCAACACCAAGCGGACCACGGGAGGCAGCUGGUUGUCGGGUGUCAACAUCAAGAUCGACGACUGGUCGGCGGACCUGAAGCAUGGCGUUGACGAGAGCUAUACCCUGACGAUUGGGUCCUCGCCGACGAUUGAGAUCACGGCCAAGACGGCCUGGGGCGCGCUGCACGCUUUCACGACUCUGCAGCAGCUCAUCAUCUCGGACGGGCGCGACGGUCUUCUGAUCGAGCAGCCCGUGACCAUCAAGGAUCGCCCCAACUUUGCCUACCGCGGCGUCAUGGUCGACACGGGUCGCAACUUCAUCAGCGUCAACAAGAUCAAGGAGCAGAUUGACGGCCUCGCGCUUUCCAAGAUGAACAUUCUGCACUGGCACAUCACCGACACGCAGUCCUGGCCCAUCCACAUCGACGCGUACCCGCAGGUGACCAAGGAUGCGUACUCGUCUGCGGAGACGUACUCGGCCAGGGAUGUGGCCGACAUCAUUUCUUACGCGCGUGCUCGCGGCGUGCGCGUUGUUCCCGAGAUCGACAUGCCCGGCCACUCUGCGUCCGGCUGGAAGCAAAUCGACAAGGACAUCGUGACGUGCGAGAACAGCUGGUGGUCCAACGACGUCUGGGCGCUGCACACGGCCGUGCAGCCCAACCCCGGCCAGCUGGAUGUUAUGAACCCCAAGACCUACAAGGUCGUCGAGCAGGUGUACAAGGAGCUUUCAAGCCGCUUCACCGACGACUUCUUCCACGUGGGUGGUGAUGAGCUCCAGACGGGCUGCUUCAACUUCUCCAAGGGCAUCCGUGACUGGUUUGCCGAGGACAAGUCGCGCACCUACUUCGACCUCAACCAGUACUGGAUCGAGCACUCGACGCCCAUCUUCAUGGACAAGAAGAACACCGGCAACAAGAAGCGUCGCCUCGUCAUGUGGGAGGAUGUCGUGCUCUCAGCUGACGCUGCUGCCACCAACGUCUCCAAGGACGUCAUCAUGCAAUCGUGGAACAAUGGCCUCACCAACAUCGGAAAGCUCACCGAGGCCGGAUACGACGUCAUUGUCUCUAGCUCCGACUUCCUGUACCUUGACUGCGGCUUCGGUGGCUACGUGACCAACGAUGCCCGCUACAACGUCCAGUCCAACCCCACCCCCGACACGCCCAACUUCAACUACGGCGGCAUCGGCGGCUCGUGGUGCGCUCCUUACAAGACGUGGCAGCGCAUCUAUGACUACGAUUUCACAUCUAACCUGACAUCCGCGCAAAAGAAGCACGUCAUCGGCGCCGCCGCGCCCCUCUGGUCCGAGCAGGUCGAUGACACCAUCAUCAGCGGCAAAAUGUGGCCGCGCGCCGCUGCCCUCGGCGAGCUGACCUGGUCGGGCAACAAGGACCCCAAGACGGGCAAGAAGCGCACCACCACAUUCACUCAGCGCAUUCUCAACUUCCGAGAAUACCUUGUGGCCAACGGCAUCAGCGCGACACCCCUGGUGCCCAAGUACUGCAUGCAGCAUCCGCACGCGUGCGACCUCUACUAUGAUCAGGAGGCGGUCAAAUAA